Molecule: messenger RNA, 1464 nt
Organism: Exophiala aquamarina CBS 119918
Lineage: Eukaryota; Fungi; Ascomycota; Eurotiomycetes; Chaetothyriales; Herpotrichiellaceae
Exons: 2
Coding region: 1-1464 (487 amino acids)
Biological process (GO): nucleoside metabolic process
Molecular function (GO): catalytic activity
Source: RefSeq, a predicted model, not a curated record
AUGCCCAUCAAACCCCCCCGCGAUCGCUGCAGCUUCGAAAUCGCCCUGAUCUGUGCCCUGCCGCUGGAAGCUGAAUACGUGCAAGAAGUUUUUGACAAGUUCUGGGAAGAUGAAGGCAAGAAAUAUUGGAAAGCCCCGGGGGAUUUUAACACCUACACGGCUGGGGUGAUAGGGGAACAUAAUGUAGUUCUGGUCUACAUGCCCGGUAUGGGGACCACUAGUGCCGCGGCGGUGGCGGGCUCCUUACGCGUGAGCUUUCCAAACAUCAAGCUGGCUCUGGUGGUCGGCAUUUGUGGAGGGAUGCCCUACGGGACGGAUCAAGAGGAGAUCAUACUCGGCGAUGUGAUUAUGAGUCAAGCUGUCGUCCAAUAUGACUUUGGGAGACAGUAUCCGGAGGGAUUUAAGAGGAAGAAUGCUAUUCGAGACACUCUUAGUCAAUCAAGUCCGGAUAUCCGAGCUAUCCAGGCUAAGCUAGGGACCAGUCGGUACAAGAAGAGGAUGCAAAAUAACAUUACUACAUUUCUCCAAGAGAUUCAACGGAAGCUGCCAAAGACGAAGCAUCCAGGCCAAGAGAAUGACAUCCUCUACCAUUCAUUAUAUGUGCACCAUCACCACUCGCCAGCGAUGUGCGAUGAGUGUAAAGAACACAAGGUGAUAUGUGAACUCGCCAUCAAAACUGAAUGCGAAGACCUGGGCUGUGAGUCUAUCAUGCGAGUGACUCGUAAUCGCUUAAUGGGUGGAUCGACAACGCAACCGGAGGUUCACUUCGGCAUCAUGGGCUCCGGGAACACUGUGAUGAAAUCAGGACAACACCGUAACCGGAUGGCGCAAGCGGAUGGAAUUAUUGGUUUCGAAAUGGAAGGGGCAGGCGUAUGGGAUUACUUCCCGAGCAUUAUCAUUAAAGGCGUGUGCGACUAUACCGACAGUCACAAAAGGAAAGGAUGGCAACGAUACGCGGCAGCAACGGCAGUAGCGUGCACGAAGGCUUUUUUGAUGGAGUGGAACGUAGAGGGCGCAGCCACUGGUUCAGUUCCCUUUGGGAGAAAUUGGGAUUUCGUGGGACGGAAAGAGAUUAUAAGUCGGCUUCUCGAGACAGUUCCUCCCGACGUGGACAAGGACAGCUGCCAACGUACCGCCAUCGAAGGUCUCGGAGGCGUAGGAAAGACUCAGAUGGCUCUGGAGGCCGCUUUCCGUGUUCGCGACCAAUAUCUAAACUAUUCUAUCUUCUGGGUUCCCACCGUGGAUAUUACCAGUUUUGAGAAUGUAUACCGUGAGAUUGGCCAGAAGCUCCAGGUGCCGGGGAUCGAGGAGGGUGUGGCCGAUAUUAAAUCGCUUGUCAAGAAUGCAAUGAGCCAAGAAAGUUGUGGUAGUUGGCUCCUAAUUGUUGAUAACGCUGACGAUGUAGAACUCCUCUUUACCACUAAUAUAGCACUAUGCGACUAUUUUCCCGCCACAACGAAAUAG